AUGACAUUUUUGCGGAACGUGCCAGUUCUCAGAGUUCUGCUACGAUAUGGGGUUACUGUUCCUAAAAAGUAUGGUGUUCUGGGAAAUUGUGUUGUAGAAGCCAGUGAUGCAAUGAGAAGUGUUUGGUUACAAAAAUACGGCUACCUCCCGCCAACUGACCCCAGAAUGUCGGUGCUGCGCUCUGCAGAGACCAUGCAAUCCGCCCUAGCAGCUAUGCAGCAGUUCUAUGGAAUUAACAUGACGGGGAAAGUUGACAGAAACACGAUUGACUGGAUGAAGAAACCUCGAUGUGGUGUGCCUGAUCAGACACGAGGUAGCUCCAGAUUUAAUAUCCGUCGAAAGCGAUAUGCGUUAACAGGACAGAAGUGGCAGCACAAACAUAUCACUUACAGCAUAAAGAACGUUACCCCGAAAGUAGGUGAUGCUGAAACCCGCAAAGCCAUUCGCCGUGCCUUCGAUGUGUGGCAGAAUGUAACACCUCUCACAUUUGAAGAAGUUCCUUACAGUGAACUGGAAAACGGCAAAAGGGACGUGGAUAUAACUAUUAUUUUUGCAUCUGGUUUCCAUGGAGAUAGUUCUCCUUUUGAUGGAGAGGGAGGUUUUUUGGCACAUGCUUACUUCCCUGGACCAGGAAUUGGGGGAGAUACUCACUUUGACUCAGAUGAACCCUGGACCUUGGGAAAUCCUAAUCACGAUGGAAAUGACCUAUUUCUAGUCGCAGUUCAUGAGCUGGGACAUGCUCUAGGGUUGGAGCAUUCUAACGACCCCACAGCCAUCAUGGCUCCAUUUUACCAGUACAUGGAAACUGACAAUUUCAAAUUACCCAAUGACGAUUUGCAGGGCAUCCAGAAGAUAUAUGGUCCACCUGAUAAGAUCCCUCCACCAACCAGGCCUUUACCAACAGUGCCCCCACAUCGGUCCCUUCCUCCCGUGGACCCCCGGAAGAAUGACAGGCCCAAGCCUCCCCGGCCACCCACCGGCAAGCCAUCCUAUCCUGGAGCCAAACCCAACAUCUGCGAUGGGAACUUCAACACCCUGGCUAUUCUUCGCCGGGAAAUGUUUGUUUUCAAGGAUCAGUGGUUCUGGCGGGUGAGAAACAACAGAGUGAUGGAUGGGUACCCAAUGCAGAUUACUUACUUCUGGCGGGGUCUGCCUCCCAGUGUUGAUGCUGUAUAUGAGAAUAGUGAUGGGAAUUUUGUCUUCUUUAAAGGUAACAAAUACUGGGUCUUCAAGGAUACUACACUUCAGCCAGGUUAUCCGCAUGAUUUGAUAUCACUCGGAAGUGGAAUUCCUCCUCAUGGUAUUGAUUCAGCCAUUUGGUGGGAGGAUGUUGGGAAAACCUACUUCUUCAAGGGAGACAGGUACUGGAGGUAUAGUGAAGAAAUGAAAUCUAUGGACCCUGGUUAUCCAAAACCAAUCACAAUCUGGAAAGGUAUCCCAGAAUCUCCUCAGGGAGCCUUUGUCCACAAAGAAAAUGGCUUCACAUAUUUCUACAAAGGAAAGGAGUAUUGGAAAUUCAAUAACCAGAUGCUCAGGGUGGAACCUGGAUAUCCCAGAUCCAUCCUCAAGGACUUUAUGGGCUGUGAAGGACCAACAGACCGGGACAAAGAGCGACACAGUCCCCAGGAUGACGUAGACAUUGUCAUCAAACUGGACAACACAGCCAGCACUGUGAAAGCCAUAGCCAUCGUCAUCCCCUGCAUCCUGGCCCUGUGUCUCCUCGUCCUGGUUUACACUGUGUUCCAGUUCAAGAGGAAAGGAACACCCCGCCACAUACUGUACUGCAAACGCUCUAUGCAGGAGUGGGUGUGAUAUAGGGCUUUCUGCUUUCUUCUCUUUUUUCACAGGAGUUUGUGGUAACUUGAGAUCCGACACAAAAGCUGGUUUGCUGUUUCCUAGCUAGGAGCAGGCAUCCGAUAGCCUGCAUCAGGGCUGGUGUUAAAAACCCAGUGGGUCGCCCGUCCUGCACAUGAGGGGGUGUUGGCUUAUCUGGGAAGCUUCCAUGAUACCCAGUAUCUGCCGUUUCUUCAGUCCUUUGUCUUUCUUCGUCAUUCAGUUCUAUGCCUUUCCUCUGCACGUUCAAUGCCCAAUAAACUUUCAGGAUUAACUAAAGAAGAGGAAAAACAAAAGAUCAUUCUCCAACGUUUUUAAUGUUCUGUUUCCCUGAAGCCUGAUCCCAUAAAAAAAAAUGAUAAUUAAAUAUUCAAAUUGUGAACAAACAGGAUGCACGACCCCCAGUGGACCUUUCAGGAAAGUGUGAAGACCCAAAACAGCUUUGUCUCCAAAGAGGAUUGCUUUCAGUCGGUUAUGGAUAGAGUCCACUCCUAGCUGUGAUUUUAGUCAGGUGGGAGAUCUGGAUGACACGCAGGACUUUAGACUGUUUGGACAGCCAUUUUCCAACAGACAAGGGGCCAAAAUAUCUGCAAUAGAGUAACAGCCUUAAUGACACAUCCAUUUUGUGUUUUAUACUGCUGUUCCAAGCUAUGUCCUCAAUGUUUUAUCACAUCUAUAUUCCAUUAUUCUACUCAAACACAGAAUCAUUUGAUUUUUUUGAGGAUUUCCCACUCCCAGCUCCCUGUCAGUUUUCCAGGAUGUCUUUUUCAUUUUUUUCCCCCCUAAAGGUAGAACAGACCAUUUUCCUGAGGUCUUUCAUGGGUCUGUCAUGAACCCUCAUUCCCAAAAUAGCGAGAAGCAGUAUGUCUCUGAAGUGGAUUACUGUGAAUUAAGAGUAACAGUAACAUUACCAAGAUAUUUGACACCAGUAUUACAUUGGUGUUACCCUUUGAGAACUAUAGGAUCCAUUUUCAGAGUAUUAGGAGUACUCAUCUUGGUUUCUUCUAAAUUAUAGGACUGGGCGUAUGUUGUCAAAAGAAAUGCAAAUUUAAGAAUUUCAGAUUUUUAAAGCAAAGAUAUCCUAUAAUUGUGAAAGACCUUUUUUAUCAUUUACAA
Molecule: messenger RNA, 2949 nt
Organism: Tachyglossus aculeatus (Australian echidna)
Lineage: Eukaryota; Metazoa; Chordata; Mammalia; Monotremata; Tachyglossidae
Gene: MMP16
Product: matrix metallopeptidase 16
Exons: 11
Coding region: 1-1812 (603 amino acids)
Biological process (GO): extracellular matrix organization; collagen catabolic process; skeletal system development
Cellular component (GO): extracellular matrix
Molecular function (GO): zinc ion binding; metalloendopeptidase activity
Source: RefSeq, a predicted model, not a curated record